This is a messenger RNA of Gryllus bimaculatus (two-spotted cricket), 1436 nucleotides long. The record is from the annotation of a GenBank genome assembly. Lineage: Eukaryota; Metazoa; Arthropoda; Insecta; Orthoptera; Gryllidae.
GAGGAGAAAAAAGGCUCAUUCGUUACAUCGGUUGCUACGAAGGGAAAGCACUUAGUGCUCCAACAUGUGCCCAUUAUCUCUUGGCUGCCAAAAUACACCAAAUUUGAUGCAGUAUCAGAUGCUGUUGCUGGAUUCACCGUUGGACUCACGUUAAUGCCCCAGAGCAUUGCGUAUGCAUCCUUGGCUGGGUUGAGUGCACAGUAUGGAUUAUAUACAGCAUUUAUGGGAAGUUUAGUCUACACAUUUUUUGGAACAAUCAAGGAGGUCUCCAUUGGACCAACAUCAUUGAUGGCAUUGCUUACAUUUCAAUUUACCGAACAUCUGGGUGUGGAGUUUGUAAUUCUGCUGUCAUUUCUGGCUGGUUGUGUGGAAUUGCUCAUGGGUGUCUUAAACGCUGGUCAAAUCAAGCCUGGAUUGCCUGCCUUCCAACUUCCUCCGUUCAGUGCUCAGAUUGGAAACGUCACAUAUUCAUUUCCCGAAAUGUGCAAAGAGCUUGGAUCAGGAAUAAUUUUGAUUCCUAUUGUUGCCGUUUUGGCAAAUGUUGCAAUAGCUAAAGCAUUCAGUACCAUUAUAUUGCUGGCUCUCAGUUUUCUCACUCCGUACUUCUACUUCAUCCCAAGAGCUACUUUGUCGGCAGUUUUGAUAUGUGCUGUCAUGUUUAUGAUUGAAUGGGAAAAGGCUCUGUUGUUAUGGAGAACAAGCAAACGAGACUUCCUUCUGCUUCUUUUGACUUUCCUGUCGUGCCUUCUUAUGGGCGUGGAGGUUGGUUUGUUGAUGGGUGUAGCCGCUGACAUAGUUUACUUGUUGUAUCUAUGGGCAAGGCCAAAUAUUGAUGUGGAAAUAUGCAAGAGCCCAGUUGGAGGAGAAUACCUUAUUGUUACUCCUGACAUUGGUCUUCCAUAUGCUGCUGUUGAUUUCCUAAGAACUGAAGUUUGUAGAGUAGGAGAAAUCCAAGGAGCAGGAAUUCUGCCUCUCGCAAUCAAUUUCAAAAACGUGAAGAGCUUUGAUUUCACCACUUCUAUGGGAAUUGACUCUCUUCUGAAAGACUUUGAGAAAAGAGGACAACCACUAAUUUUUCUCAACAUGAAACCUCAAGAUGUAGAAAUGAUACAUAAUGCUAAUGUCAAGAUGAUGCAAUACUGUCAUUCUGAAGAAGAGCUGGAGGAUUUGUUGUUUGGUGAGAAAUUGGAUCUGGGGCGUUGUGAGACAAUGCCCAUUUUGGGAUCGCCAUGUCAAGACAAAUCUCUUUUUUCGGAUGAUGAUUUUAACUCAAAAAAAGAGAAUGAGAGUGACUUAGAGUUGAAGCAUGAAGAAAAAAUUAAUAUUUCUAGUUAGAUUGAGAAAAUCAAAAGUAAAAAAUUGCAUUAAUGAAAUAGUGUGAAUCAGUGGUUGCUCUAGGGAUUAUGAAAUAAUUAGAACCAUCACCACUUUAAGAA